Prunus avium (sweet cherry) is the source of this 354-nucleotide messenger RNA. RefSeq names its product wall-associated receptor kinase-like 8. The record is from RefSeq and is a predicted model, not a curated record. Gene Ontology annotation, molecular function: protein serine/threonine kinase activity. Gene Ontology annotation, biological process: protein phosphorylation; cell surface receptor signaling pathway. NCBI's taxonomy places the organism in Eukaryota, Viridiplantae, Streptophyta, Magnoliopsida, Rosales, Rosaceae. Gene Ontology annotation, cellular component: plasma membrane.
AUGGAGGAAGAUCGUCUGUUAGACAUUGUUGAUGCUCUGGUUUUGAAGGAGGGCUCUGAACUAGAGAUCAGGGUAGUUGCUAACCUUGCAAGAAGAUGUUUGAAUUUGAAUGGAAGGAAUCGACCAACAAUGAGAGAGGUCACAGCGGAGUUGGAGGCACUUCAAAUGGCAGAAAAAUCCUCUAAUACUCAACAAAAUUAUGAAGGUGUAGAAUUUGUCGAACAUAAAUCUAUUAAGCAAUGGGGUGCUGUUUCAAGCUCAACAGGAACAGGAUGGUCAGCUUGGGAUCGUGAUGGUGAUUAUCCAACUUCGUCAUUACUCGAACUUCCACAAUUAUCUGUGAAAACAUGGUGA